AUGCCGCCAGGUCCAGCGGCAGAUACAGCUUCAUUGCUGUCGCGAGGCAGCUCAUCUGGUGGGGGCAGAGCUGGCAUUCCCAAGGGCACCACAUUCACCCUCGAUAACUUCUCAAGCAAGGACUUCAUAGUCAAAGACUUCAUCGAAGCGUUGUCCGACAGCGCGAUCCCUGCGAGUCGCCGAUCAGCUCCCUCCAGCCAGCAAGCAGCCUUUGACCCUAAGCCUCUCAUUCGCACCUUCGAACAUGCAUUGUCGCGCUUAAGUGCCCUAUCCGAAGAGCUAGAAUCACAUGAGAAUGAACUGUCGAGCUCCGUCCGUCGCGCGGAGGCACAGCAUCACCAGAGUGUCCAGUCGCUGGGUCGCAAGCUAGAUCAAGCAUUCAGGUCAUUCGAACGGUUAGACAGCUCAUUGAACGGCGGAACUGGGGACGGAGAUGGCGAUGCUGGCGGUAAUGUGGCUGUCAGGAUUGGCGAACGGUUGGAAGAGCUAGACCGGCAGCGACAACGGGCACAAGACGCAAAGUUCCUCAUACAAUGCUGGAUGGAAGUCAGCGAAAAGGGCAAUCUGUCGAGUCUAGAAGAUGUCCGAAGAUUGGGUGGAGGAGACGGCAAAGUUCGAUGCGCGCACAUUGCCAGACAGCUUUUACGACUUAGUCAUAGGCUUGAGGCCGACGACUCAGCAGAAGUCAAUGGAAGCCGAGCGGUAAACGGAGUAAACGGUGUGCGUAACGGAAACAAUCGGAGCAGAUAUCAGGCCAGAGAGGUUAUCGAGAAAUUCCUGGAGUCACUCGAAAAGGAUCUCCUGAAGCAGUUUGAUGAGUUCUACCGCAAGCAGAACUUUGACGGCAUGAGAGAAUGCGCUAUCGCUCUACGUGGUUUCAACGAGGGCGCAAGCGUAAUGGCAGUAUUUGUCAAUCAACAUCAGUUCUUUAUCGACAAGAGUCAACUGGUGGUUGAAGAGGUCGCUGAGGAUGGCGAAACCUGGGAUCGAUUAGCGGAUCCCGACACUGAACCGCCGGGUGUCGAGCCUAGCCUUCAGAAUCUAGUUGAUGAAGUCAAGCUCGUGGUUCAGCAGGAGUCCUUCUUCAUUAAGAGGGCAUUUCCCUACUACGACGAAGUGCUACAGCGGUUUUUACAAAGAAUCUUCCAGCAAUCUAUUCAACAACGUCUGGAGAUGGUGCUGGAUAAGGCGAACUCCAUAUCUUCCUUGGCAUUCCUCAGGUCACUGCAGGCCGCACGAAGCUACAUUGGCGCCCUCGUCGAUGAUUUGAAGUCUCAUGGUUUGACCGAGCACCCUGAGCCCGUGUCGUCCCAGAUUGCGGCUACACUCGACCAGCAAUUGGACGACCUGUUCGUACCUUAUUUCGUUGGCUCAUCCUACAUAGAACGAGAGAAGAGAAACCUAGACGAACUAUAUUCAUCUUUGCUCUUCAAGUUCACCAUCUACCACUCUCGCAGACAAAAAGUACCGACCACUUACCUUGCUUCCCUAGGGAAACGAGGCCGAGAAAUGAUCGCCUCAGCUCGAGACGCCUACAUGGAACGGCUAGACUCUUCAGAUCUGCCAGCGUCGCAGAAAGCAAUGCUCAUCCGCAUCGCCGGCCUCAAAGACAGCGACAGCGACAAAAGCAAAGGCGAGAUCGACGUCACAGAGGAAGACGGCAAGCUUUCCCUCCCCAACGCCAAGCGAAUGCUCAAAUGGCUCGCUGAGGGCGUCGGCCGUGGUCUCGAGCUCGGCGGCGGCGCAGAGACGCCCAAAGACGUGCAGGCGCUGCUCGGGCUACUGCUUACCCACAUGGGCGAGAUCUACCUUGAGACGGCGCUCGACGGCGCAUCUGAACUCGCCGCCUCGCAGGAGUCUUCAAAGACAGAACCGGACUUGACAUACCUCGCCUCCCUGCGCACCGCAAUCAGCAUCCUGCACCUCCUCCAAACAUCCACCCAAACAGUCCUCCUGCCCCUCGCAUCCUCGAACUUAACCAUCCGCCGCGAGAUCGAAAAAGCCGUGGCCCUGACCCUAGCGACCCUGGAGUCCAAGAUCAGCACAAUCCUUCACCGCACCCUCGACGCCGCGUUGGCGUGGGUAUCCCGCCUGCUGGCCGCGCAGAAGAAAUCGGACUUCCGCCCCCGUGACGACGACCUCAUCGCCCUGGGCACCGAAACACCGACCGCGCUUUCCGUCUCAGCGUUCCUGGCCCGCGUCGCUGGGAUUGCGUCAUCUGCGCUCUCGGGGCAGAACCUCGUGCUCUUCCUUACGGAACUCGCCUCUGGACUGCGCAUGGCGCUGCUGGAGCAUUUCCGGCGGUUCAGCGUCAGUUUGGCGGGUGGGCUGGUGGUUAGUAAGGACGUGACCAAGUAUGUGGAGUUGGUAAGGGGGUGGUCUGUUAGCGAGGAGUUUGGGAGGGAGGGUGGCAUGGAGGUGCUGGUUGAGGUGGCGAAUCUGUUUGUUAUUGGGCCGGAGGCGCUGAGAGAGAGACUGAGGAAUGCGAGAGAGGGGAGGGAGUUGAGGAGCUAUGUGUUGAGAAGGGAGGAUGCCGGGAGUGUGGGCGUGCAGGCGGUGCUGAGCUCGUUGUAG
Messenger RNA from Coniosporium apollinis CBS 100218, 2574 nucleotides. RefSeq lists its product as uncharacterized. The record is from RefSeq and is a predicted model, not a curated record. The transcript has 6 exons. NCBI's taxonomy places the organism in Eukaryota, Fungi, Ascomycota, Dothideomycetes. Bases 1 to 2574 code for a protein of 857 amino acids. Gene Ontology annotation, biological process: exocytosis; Golgi to plasma membrane transport. Gene Ontology annotation, cellular component: cytoplasm; exocyst.